Rhipicephalus sanguineus (brown dog tick) is the source of this 1121-nucleotide messenger RNA. Its product is annotated as sodium channel modifier 1. The coding region runs from base 94 to 957 and encodes 287 amino acids. The transcript is spliced from 7 exons. The record is from RefSeq and is a predicted model, not a curated record. Gene Ontology annotation, biological process: RNA splicing. NCBI's taxonomy places the organism in Eukaryota, Metazoa, Arthropoda, Arachnida, Ixodida, Ixodidae. Gene Ontology annotation, cellular component: nucleus.
ACUGCAUGGAAGGCUUGGUUGCCAACAACAUUAUCAUGCAGUCACCAUGAGCCAAUCCGUAGGCAAUCCAUGCUGCGUACUUUGUAAACAAAAAUGGCGUUUAAACGAGAAGGCACCGACACAGCGCUGUUGCAAGACUUGCAGAAACGACGAGUUAGCGAAAUUCUUGUGAGCCAUAUCCCGGAAGACGAAGCACUUCUACUCAAGAAUGGAAAAUACGCAUGUACCCUGUGUCCACACCGACCCGUCCUCGACACCAUUGAAAUGCUUGCCAUGCACAGAAAGGGCAAACGACACUUGAUAAAUUUGACCCGGCACUUGUCACAUACAAAAUGGAAGGAGCGUGAACUGCAAAAAAGGCUACAGGAAGCGAACACAGCCUCUGGAACAGUAGCAACUAGCUUUGAUCGUACCAAACUUCUAGGCUCUGCACCAGUGAAGGCAACAAAGAAGGCACCACGCCUAAAGCUUAUGAAGUCAGCACCUUAUAGCAGCUGUUGUAAAAAGAAAGGAGGUGAUCAGGAGGGCACAGGUGUCAGCGGAACGGGUGAGGCAAAAACACCAGCCGUACUGCAGAAUACAGAGAACCCUCUAGUCAAGGCAUACAUAAAGAAAACCCAGCUAAAGAACAGCUUCACUGCUGUCGUCGAACAAAGCAAGCGCAGCAGUACGACACCAUCUUCUACAAAUCUGCGACUGGAUGGCAGUAGUCAAAAGUGCGACGAUGGUGAAAGCAUAGCACGACCAAGGAAGGCUGUAUCCAAAGGCAUCAAGAAAGAUCUUACUGAGGAAGAGGCUAAGGAGAAGGCGAAAGCUCAGUACUUUCUCAACUUGCGAAUGUCUGGCUGGAAGCUGGACAAAGAUGGCAAAUGGGUCAAAGACGAGAAUGUCGAGUUUGACAGUGACGAAGAGGAGCCUCCACCUUUUGUUGAUGAAAGUGGGGCUUCCAUAUCAUGACGUCUGCUGAAGUUUGAGCGUGUUGAUAUCUGAUAGGGUGAUCGUGAGCAGUAUUAAGUGGGGCAGAGAAAACGAGGGCAACUCGCACACCUUGUCCCAUUAAGCGCUGCUUAUACUUAAAACAUCUGCUGCUUUUGUAAUAAAUACAUGAUUUUACACAAGUG